Molecule: messenger RNA, 2034 nt
Organism: Blepharisma stoltei
Lineage: Eukaryota; Ciliophora; Heterotrichea; Heterotrichida; Blepharismidae
Source: the annotation of a GenBank genome assembly
AUGGAUUGUUAUUCAAAUAUUUAUGAAUUAUGAUUAAGCUUUAUAAUAAAUAUGAGGCAAUUUGGUCUAAUUCUCUUACUUUUGGCUAGUUACACUCUAGCUAUGGAGCACUCAAGCUGUUCAACAAUCACCUGUAGCUCGACUAAGGCUGCUGCAGGAAGUAACUGUGUGACGGUUUCAGGAUCCACAGUUACUCUUAAUCCGUGUGAGGAUGGGUCAUACUGCAACGGUAUAGAGCAAUUUCAAUCAGAUGACAAUCACUAUAACGCUCAAUGCAAUACCUAUUCUACCUCAACAUCAGAUCCUUGUCCAUCAUAUCAUAGCAAUCAAUUAUAGUCCUUGCCCUUUUUUUGUAAGCACUAACUUGCCCUUUAAAUUGAAUAAAGAAUCUAUAAAUUUUCAUUUUUUGCGUACUUUAGCCCCUUUAAAUUAGAAUAAUUUUUUUUCAAUAGGAAAUUUUAUAGGUGAAAAAGCAAGUUUUUAUAAAUAUAAUAGAAAAAGUCUAAAUUAGAAUAGUAUUUAAACAGUUUUAACACUAAAUAGAUUAAUUUUAUUUAAUUAAUUCUUCAUAAAAAUAAAUUAAAUUCAAAAAUUUGAGUUCAAUUAUUUUUUUUUAAUUUUUAAAAAUAAAAUUAACCACUUUGUUUUGGAACAGGGAUUUUUUGUUCAAUUCAAAAGUUGGAGUCAACAAUGCAAAAUUCAUAUUUGCAGCAUAAAUCACUAUUUUUCAGAUUUUGAUAUGCCAUAUUAUUUUGGCACGUGAAUUGCCUAGAACAAAGCAGCAAGAGACAAUAUCAACCUACCUGUACUGCUGCCAAAAUAGCGACUGUGCUAGCAAUAACUGCGAUACUAGCAAUAACGAAUGUAUAGGAAUUGCGGAAGAUGGAGCUAUAAUAAUAAAAUGGCAGCAAUUGAAAUUAGUUCUCUUCGAGAACUAUUCCUCCUUUCGCUUUUAUUAUUAUGGGAUUCAGUUUUCCACGUGGACCUUUAUCCGCAACACCAAUAUGGAAUACCACAUAGGGUAUUUCUUUGGUCCAGAAUAUUAGGAGACAUAUGGUUUUUCUGCUUGACACACCCAAAGGAGUUUCAUCCUUAGGCGGGAACAUGCGAAGGAGUCAAGUUCGGGCGAGGCAGCGCGACCAGUGCAGACCUUUUGGCUAGGCGGCUGCGUCUUCUAGAAUGCUUGAUAGGCAAGAUGGCUGCUGAAGUCAAGAGUUGGGAGUUAAAAGGAUGGGCUUAUGCAUGCUAAAUCAUCCUGCUGAAGAGGGAAGACAUUUUAAAUACCUAAAUAACUAAGUAAGAGAAGAUGGAGCUUGCUCAUCAAGUGACGCCUGUGAGGCUGAUUUAUAUUGCAGCGGCGGAUCUUCAGGUACCUGUGUCCCAACUAAAUCAAACAAAAAAUCCUGCAGCAACGACUAUGAAUGUGACCCUGGGUACGGGUGUUAUGGCUCCUCUUUUUGUCUUCAGUACUUCUCACUAGACGACGGAGAGGCCACUUUUGACGAUAAGUUUUGUAAGUCAGGAAUAUCAAAAAAUUAUAAGUGUGACAGUGUCUCCAUUUAUGUUAACGGCAAUAAAGUUUCAGAGCCAUGGGCCUGCACCAUAGGACAAACUUGUACCUACACCUGGACCAUUGCUGGAAAUUCGUACACGGAUUCAUCGACAUGUGAAUGUGACGGUAAAGGCUCAAAUACAGGAUAUUGCCCUAUUAGAGAUCUUCCUGCUAUUACUGGAUAUAGUGAUGAUUUCUAUGAGAAAUUCCAAUAUGAUAGCAGUGAUUGCUCGGGCAGUAUGGCCCAUAUAACAAGUUUAAAUUAUUUGAGCUCUUUGGUCUAUUGCAAUUCUAUAGACCAGGAUGGACUGGAUUAUAGGAACGAAAUGAUAAUGAUUAAAGAAGCCUGGUCGCUUUAUGCUUCAGGGCAAAUAGAUGAUUGUGCUAGUGAUAUGGGAAUCUUUGAUCCAAGUGAAGAUAUAGACUCAUGGGAUUCAGCAGAGUUUCUUGCCCUUUCAGGUCUUCUUAUUCUUCUUAACUAA